Pocillopora meandrina is the source of this 894-nucleotide messenger RNA. Lineage: Eukaryota; Metazoa; Cnidaria; Anthozoa; Scleractinia; Pocilloporidae. The record is from the annotation of a GenBank genome assembly.
AUGUCUGGCUGGGGGAACACUUCAAAACAAACUUCACCCGGCAUUUCCUGUUCAUUGUAUCCGAAAGCAAAGGCAGCCCCAAGCAACACAGAGAUUGAAUGUUUUAAAGGCCAUUUGCAGAAGUUGAACAAGAACUUUGGGCUCAGUUUGUGCAUGAAUACUGAGGGUGAAAAUGUACCCACCAGAGUUGGACCUGCCCCCUUGGGAGGAUAUCUCAGCUAUCAAUUGGCACCCACUGCAGGAAACUUCAAAGCUGCAUACAAUGUUGACUUGCCCGAGCGAUGUAACAGUGACAGUGUUCCUUUAACAAUUUAUCCAUCUUUCCCACUAUCUUUAGUUUUUCCCUUGUUUAAUGUCACACAGUGCCCUUCAGAAUAUCAACAGUUUUAUGAUACCUUGAGAAUCAGUAAACACAAUGCUGCUUCACUUGAGUCUGAAACACAAGCACAACACAAUAGUAGCCAGUGGUGGAGUGAAAAUAGAUCAAGACUAACAGCUUCAACAUUUGGAGAUAUCUUAAGUCUAAAAUCAAUCAGUACUUCUUUUCUUAAGGGGCUUGUUAAGGACAUGGACACCUCUGGCAGCCUAAGAAAUUUACCAGAACCCUUGAAACAUGGUAUUGUAUAUGAAAGUAAAGCCCUUGAGUGGUACCAGAACUGUCUGUCAAAAAAUUUUCAUCUGGCUUUGUUGUAAACCAUGCUCGCCCAUUCCUUGGUUACUCACCUGAUGCAAAGGCUAUUGAUGAAUGACACAGAGGACAACCUAUAUGGGAUUGUUGAAAUUAAAAGGACCUUACAAACACUGAAAUGUCACACCCAAGACAGCAUGUGCUGGUGAUAGUCAAUUUCAUCUGCAAAUGAAAGACAACUUUCCAGUUUUGAAGACAAAUCAUAA